UUAAAAAAAGGUGACAGUUGUGAUUUCUUAAUCAUCAAAACUUUUAACUGUAAAAUAUUUAUAUGUGUGUUGUUGUUUGUUUUAACUCAAAGAACCUGAACUGAAAUAAUAAAAUUUUGUAAUAAUUAAUUAUUUGAAGAAGACAAAAUGAAUAGUAAAAAAGAAAAUAGACAAAAUCAACAGAUUCAAUCAUUCGUAAGAGUUCGGCCUCUAAGCAGCCAAGAAAAGGAACAAAGAUCUCACAACGUUAUCGAUAUACCGACGAAUCGGGAAGUAAAUGUUCGUCAGCAUUCAAUAUCAAAAAAAUUUACGUUUGAUCGUGUAUUUGGCCCAAAAUCUACCCAGCUUGAAUUAUAUUCGGUGGUUGUUAGUCCAUUAAUACAAGAAGUAUUGGCUGGUUAUAACUGCACAGUAUUCGCUUAUGGACAAACUGGAACUGGAAAAACCUACACGAUGGCGGGGGGUUCGGAAAAAACAACAACUAAUGGGUCAUGGCAAAAUGAUCCAGACGCAGGUAUUAUACCUCGUACUUUAAGUCAGCUAUUCGAUGAAUUAAGAUUGUUACAAGUGGAGCACACGGUACGAGUCUCAUAUUUGGAGCUCUACAAUGAAGAAUUAUUUGACUUGUUAUCGCCAAUCGAAGAUUCAUCUAAAAUCCGACUUUACGAGGAUAAUGUCAAGAAAGGAUCAGUCAUUGUUCAUGGAUUGGAAGAAGUCAUUGUUCAUAAUAAAAACGAGGUUUACAAGAUUUUGCAAAAAGGCUCUGAGAAACGUCAAACUGCUAGCACGUUAAUGAAUGCACAAUCAAGUCGAUCACACACAGUUUUUUCUAUAACUGUGCACACCAAAGAAAGUACGAACGAAGGUGAAGACCUUUUAAAAACCGGAAAAUUAAAUUUAGUGGAUUUAGCUGGCAGUGAAAACAUUGGUCGAUCAGGAGCCGUUGACAAGCGUGCUCGUGAAGCUGGCAAUAUCAAUCAAUCUUUAUUAACACUGGGGCGUGUAAUUACGGCUUUAGUCGAAAGAGCUCCACAUGUGCCGUAUCGAGAGUCCAAAUUAACUCGACUUUUACAAGAUUCUCUUGGUGGGCGAACAAAAACGUCUAUCAUUGCUACGGUAUCGCCAGCCACAUGUAAUUUAGAAGAGACGUUAAGCACUCUUGAAUAUGCUCAUCGUGCCAAAAAUAUUACAAAUCGACCAGAAAUUAAUCAAAAAUUCACGAAAUCUGCUUUACUUAAGGAAUAUACGGAGGAAAUUGAACGAUUACGACGUGACCUAACUGCAAGUCGAUCAUGUAACGGAAUUUAUUUAGCACCAGACAAUUAUAAUCAUAUGGUUAACGAAAUCGAAAAUUACGCACGAGAGUUAACUGAAAAAAUUAACGAACAUCGGGCAAUCAGUGAUGAAUUAGAAAAAGCAAACGAUAUCUGUACACAGCUUAAAUUAGAGCUAACUGAAACUAAGGUAAACUUACUUGAGACCGAAAAAAAAUUAAAAGAAGUGACAGCGAUUUCAGAGGAGGAAGCGCAUUUAGUUGAAAAAUACAGUGAAACUGAAGCGAAAUUAGGAGAUCAGGCUCGUACACUCUUAAACGUUGUCGAAACGGUUACAAAAGAUGAAAAUAAAUUGCAUGAUAAAUUGGAACGCGUGAAAAUGAUUGAGUCGAAAAAUAUAACGGAAAGAGAACGAUUCCAAAAUGUUUUCAAUUCAAAUCUGUGUGAAAUGCAACAAAAAAUUCAAACAUUUUUUCAAACACAAAAUAACUUUAUCGAGACUCAUGUCUCACAGAACGUUGAACACAUCAACUCUAAUAAAUUCGAAAUGAUUGCUAUUAAACAAAUUUUAAACGAUUUAUUUUCACUCGGAACGAAAUUACAAAACGAUUUACGUGAAACGUUAAACGGAAAUAUUGAAAUGGAUGAAAGGUGCUCCGAUGAGCUGAAAAAGAUUGUUCAGGAUAAAUUUACUCAUAGUUUUUCAAUUGUAAACGAAUUGUUAAACACGAAAAUUCUUCCUUUAUUAGAAACAUCAAUCGCAAAAUCUGAUAAAAAUGUUGAACAAAUUCGUGAUAAUCAACAACAAUUAAUUUUGAAAUUCAUUGAAUCGCAUCAAAAUUUUGAUAAAUUAUGUUUAAAUAUCGAGCAAUCUAUGAAGUCAACAUUUGAGAAAUUCUCAGAGCUUUAUGGGAAAAAUAUUCAUUCAACUGCAGUGAUGAAUGAAAUCAUUCAGAAACAGAAACACGAAUUGGAUGAAAUGAUGCAGAAAAUCAAUUCGAUGAAAGAAUUUAAUGAAAAUCUUGAAAAACAAACAGCUAAUGUACAUGAAACAUCUGAAAAUAUGAUUCGACUUUAUGAAAAUGGUUGCGACGAUGUGAAAAAUAUUGGAAAACAAGCGAUUUUUGAUUCAAAUGAACGAUUAAAAUUAAAUGAAAUGCAUAUUGUAAGGGUAUCGGAUGAUCUAGUUCUAAAAGAAUGUGGUUUACAUGAUAAUUGUAAAGAGCUUCAAGAACAUCUGACAGCUGAAAUUGACGAACUAAGAAAAGUUUUCGAUUCAAAUAUUCAAACAGCGCAUACAAAAAUUAUCGAUAAAUCAAAACGCAAUAUUGAAAAACAUGAACUCAUGAAAAAUUUAACAAUUAAAAUCGAUGAAAAUCUAUCAAAUUUAAAAACGAAUUCAAACAAUUUACAAAUCACGUUCGAAAAUUAUCAUGAACAAGUGAAAUUAUCAUGCGAUUCAAAUAUGAGCAAUUUAAAAGAAGAAAAUGUAAACUUUGAGCAAAAAAUUUGUUCCGAUGUGAAUGAUCGUAGAAUUGAAGUUGAACGAUUUUUAACAGAAGAUAUUAUUUUUGACGGUACAAAACCAACGGGAAAUACACCGAUCCGUAAAGAUUUUAUACCAUAUCCAAGAUACUUAGCAGCUACAGCACCACGGCAAGUGAUUUUGGAACGCUUUAGAAGACGACGUUUAGCUGAUAAUUUGCAGUCAAGUGAUGCGCUUGUGAAUGGAAUUGCUGAAUCUAACUCAAAUAUCUCCGCCGAAGAGGAUUUGAAUUGUUUGGGGUCUGUUGAAACUGUCGGAUUGGUUAAAGCAUCGUCUACAAAUGAUUUAUGUAACACAAGAGAAGAGAGGUGUAAAGCAGAUUUUGCUACACCCAAUCCACCCAGUAGUCACAGGUUAUCAAACAAAGAAAACGCUAAUGUUUCAUUACUCAAAUCAAAAUCAGCAACACAGCUUCAAAGAGUUUCGGAUAAUAAUCCAGGAUCACGUGCAGUAACUAACAGAAGAGAAGUACUUGGUCCCUUGGUUAAUUAAAAUGAACUUUAUUAAAUUUUAUAAAUAUUGUAAAAUAAAAAUAUUAUUAUUUUUUAAUGUUUAAGCGUAUUCUCAAAGUUUAUACGACUUUACAUUUGUGACUUUUUAA
Molecule: messenger RNA, 3421 nt
Organism: Chrysoperla carnea
Lineage: Eukaryota; Metazoa; Arthropoda; Insecta; Neuroptera; Chrysopidae
Product: kinesin-like protein Klp61F
Exons: 7
Coding region: 148-3312 (1054 amino acids)
Biological process (GO): mitotic spindle assembly; microtubule-based movement
Cellular component (GO): spindle microtubule; nucleus
Molecular function (GO): microtubule binding; ATP binding; plus-end-directed microtubule motor activity
Source: RefSeq, a predicted model, not a curated record